Molecule: messenger RNA, 4509 nt
Organism: Magallana angulata
Lineage: Eukaryota; Metazoa; Mollusca; Bivalvia; Ostreida; Ostreidae
Product: nephrocystin-3-like
Exons: 28
Coding region: 115-4053 (1312 amino acids)
Molecular function (GO): protein binding
Source: RefSeq, a predicted model, not a curated record
UAAUCUGAGUUUUCCUGUUGUCAAAAAAUUGAAAAAAGAAUCAAGAAAAUGAAAAGAAUAUUUAUCUCUAAAUAUUUUGAGUGAUGGUUGGGAAACGGGAGUACUUGCUUAGAAAUGGGAACUGGUGGGUCGUUUCUGCAUAAUCCAGAGGAUGAUGAUAUAUUUGGCAACGAUUUAAAUGGAAGCAGUCAUGGUGUCAUAAAGAGAAUUCCUGUAGAAAUAAAACCAAGAGGAAAGUUGGGUAUAUUUAGUCAUGGCUCCAGCAGAAACAAGAGGAUUGGGGGUAGUUUGCAGUCUGCGCUGUCGGUGGAUUUGGAGAAUCCAGAAGCGGAAAAGAUCAAGAAGGAGUUCGAGAUGUAUAGACUAAACAAAGAGAAUGACAUCGCAGACAUGAAGAAGAAAGAAACGAGGUUACAGAUAGAAAACAAGAGACUGCGGGCGGAACUAUUGGUGUUACAGAAGACUUGUACCAAUCUGAGGGCAGAGAGAGACAAAGCCAUUGAUGCGGAACAAGCUGCUCAAGCCCGAGCGGCGGCAUUUCAAAGUGACAGGGACAAAGUUCAGAGGAAUUUCAAAAUAUUCAGAGAAAAUAUGGAAUUACAGCUACAGACUCUACUAAGAGAUAAACGAGCCCUAGAAAACAAGAUAUUCAAAGUGGCAUCAGGUUAUAGCCUAGAGGAAACUGAAGCAUCUAACAGGCCUGACUUUGAUGCAUCACUAGGAAACGCCAACCCUGGAGACUGGUGGACUGCCCUGGAGAGUGAACCAUCACUAAGUAACAUAAGCCAGGGGCACCAGACUACACUAAGGGGACCAGAAUUUGCUCAGUGUAUGAUGGAGACCGAGGGGCCAUUCAACAACAUCAACAGGGAGGACUGGAGUUCUGUGAUGACCAGUCUAACCAAAAUCAUCCCCAGUCUCCCCGAGCAUGCCCUGAGUCCGGUCAUAAGGAUCUAUGUGUCCGCCCCUAGGGACACACAGGUAGAAGUGGAGAUAUUCCAGAAGGAGCACUUCCCUAGACUGGCUGCCCUGUGUAAUGGGGAAGGGAGGGAGCUGAUAUUGAUACACCUCACAAUGGAAGACUCGGUCAACCCUUCUCCUCAGAUGAUUGAAAGACACCAGUUGACAAGGAAGAGACAGAUAGAGAAGUCGUCAAUAUUUGUGGGUUUUCUUGGAGAUGCUACCGACAGGUUUACUAGUCUGGAAUACAAAUUUGGUUAUUUGGAGAAUAACAACAAUCUCUCAGCUGUAUUUUCAUUCAGAGAUGGGAAAGGUAACAGGGCAAGUCAUACGGAAGCCAGUGAAUUAAAGAACAAAGUCAGGCAAAAAGGAAAUGCUAAAAUCAUUGAUGGCUACACAGCACCUUCAAGAGGAGUAGAGCAAGCUGUCGCAGAAAUAGAAAAAAUGAUUAAAACAGAGGUGGGUAUGGACACUGGACAGGAGAGAAUUGAGGAUGAUGAGACGAUCGCGGGGGAGAUGGAGGGACCGGACAAGAUCUGUGGGGGACAGGUGUGGGACACACAUGGGGAUUAUGAACAGAUGGAGGCGUUUAAUUUCGCCAUCAAAUCCAGCUGUGAGCUUGGCUUUGAAAAGCAUUACGAGAGAUUGAAUGCCCACAUUUCUUCUGCUGGUCUCCUUCCACCAUUGUUGAUCAUUGGUACCCCAGGAUCUGGCAGAUCUUUGCUGCUGGCUCAGUGGAUGAAUUUACAACAGGAGAAGACCCCGUCUGGUCUAGUGUUGUACCACUUUGUGGGGUCUGAGACGUCAGUCAGUGCUGACCCUAUCUUUAUGAUCAGGCGAUUAACUUCUCAGUUGAUGCAGAAGGUGAACUCCCCUCCUGCCCUGACGGCCGACCCAAUCAGACUGGUGGAGGAAUUUCCAAGAUGGCUGGAAAAAGUCUCGGAGAAAACUCCUGGUGGAGUCAUCCUGGUCCUAGACUCCAUCAACAGAUUCCAGCAAGCAGAGAUACACCUGAAAUGGCUGCUUGAUCCAUUACCUGUGGAUGUCAGGGUCAUUGUGACGGCUGAUGAAGAGACCUGUCCUCAGGCCUGGAGAGCAUGGCCCACCCUUCAUGUUGAACCACUCAGCAAUAAGAACGUGAAGGAGCUGAUCCAUGCCGAACUUGCCACAAUGGACGCACAGAUCGGUUCAGAGGACAGCUUGAUCCUGACACACUGUAGGACCCCCGCCACCUGUAGUCCUCUCUAUGUCAUGGUCCUGACCAGGCACAUUGCAGGGUAUUUAAAGCAUGAUGGCCAGGUGGGAUCACAACUGGAUGUGUUAUUGACUUGUCAGGAUUGUGUCAGUCUGUAUGGAAAAAUCCUGGAUCUUCUCCGGAUCAGUCUGGAAUCCCAGGAGACAAGGGGAUUCCUUAAAUCAAUACUGCGAUACCUGUAUGCAAGUCGAGGUGGCCUAUGUGAGACAGAGUUGCUGGCCCUGAUCCCACACCUCACCGUUAACUUCCUGUCCGUGUUUACUGAGGUCCUCACCGACCACCUAGUGCUCAAAUACCAAGGGGGACUACUCACAUUUGCUCACGAACAAGUUAGGUAUGCUGUUCAGGACUACUGCUUUGGAAAGGAUGAGGCCAAACUUGUGGUUCAACUGAGGAAAGAUCUCACCCGAUACUUCUCACAGUUCAUGAAUCCAGGGCAAGUAACAUGCAGAGUAGCUGAUGAGUUGCCAUGGUUACUAAAGAUAGAUGGAGACAAAGAGAGUCUGCAGGAAUGCAUAUUGAAUCUCUGUAUAUUCCAAAGACUUUACGCAAGGGGCCGAUGUGCAGAGUUGAUCAGUUACUGGCAGUUUAUUACUGCUGACAAGAACAGCAUGGCACAGGCUUACUUCACAGCAACCAGGAAAAUGGAGGAGGUGGUAGGUCAGAAUGGUGGCCUGAUCACUCUCCCCCGCAUAGCCGACAUGUAUGAGUCUCUGGGACGCUUCCUCAAAGACCUGGGACUCCUCAACCAGGCUGUUCCAGCACUACAGAGAGCGUUGGAGAUCCGGGAGAUUGCUCUGGACCCGGACCAUCCCAUCGUAGCCCGGUCACAUCACCAGUUGGCAGGACUCCAUGCUCAGUGGGGGAAGUUCUCCACCGCCGAGGCCUUCUACAAACAGGCCCUGGACAUUUAUGUGGACAGAUAUGGGUCCGAUCACUAUCUAGUGGCCAAGGAACUGGAUGCUCUCGCCGUGCUGUACCAGAAACAGGACAAGCAUGACCUAGCCGAACCUCUGAAGAAGCGAGCUGUUUCUAUCAGAAAGAAAGUAAAGACUCCUAGGUCUAAUUCUGGCCAGAUGAAAUCAGUGGUACAAAGAAGAGCUCUUCAGCUUGAGGAGUUAGCAAUAGGCCCAGACUCACCUGACCUGGCGAGAACCCUUAAUGAGCUUGGAGUGUUGCAUUAUUUACAAAAUGACCUAGAAGCAGCAGAAUCUCUAUUGAAGAGAUCGUUGGAGAUGAGAGAAGCAACACUGGGCAGCGAUCACCCUGACAUUGCUCAGUCGCUGAACAACUUGGCAGCUCUGUACAACGACAGGAAACAGUAUGACAAAGCAGAGCCUCUGUAUGAGAGAGCUCUACAAAUAAGACUCCAGCAUUUCAGUGUAAACCAUGACAGUGUAGCCUCAGUCAUCAAACACCUAGCACUGCUGUACCGGAAACAGGGUAAAUUUGAGAAGGCAGAGCCUCUGUAUAAGCGAGCUAUAGAGAUAAGAGAGAAGUCUUUUGGAUCAGACCACCCCUCUGUAGCCACUGCCUGUGUCAACCUGGCCGUCCUGUACUCACAGCAGAACAAAUAUACUGAAGCAGAGCCACUGUAUAAGAGGGCCCUACAGAUCUAUGAGGAGAGCAUGGGUCCCCAUCACCCCAGGGUGGCAGAGACCUUGAGAAACCUUGCAGUCAUGAAAUAUGAAAUGAGAGACUUUGAGACUGCAGCCAAACUGUACAAGAGAGCCACAGAAAUCAAGGACGGGGAUAAUUCAUAUGGGGUCAAGGUCAUGUCAAGAAGAUGUUCAAGCAGCGACACAAAUUCUACAGUCAAAUUGAUGAUGAACUCAUAGUUAGGCUGGCAUAUUUCGUGAACAAUCAUCACAAGAUAAUCAAGAAAGAGGUUAUUUAUUGAACGAAAAUGGAAGAAAAGAUAUGUUAUAAAUUGUACUGUUUUUAUAGUACCUCUUCCCCGUUUGGUUCAUUUCAUAUAGAGGACAGUAAAAGUGCCAAAGAUAUGUUGAUGUUCAUAGAUAAUUAUAUAUAUCUAUCUAUGACGCUGACUUCGUACUUAGCUCUUAGUUCAAAUCUCAUUGAAAGAAAGUGAAGUUUGUUAAAUAUGGUAGAUAUAUCUUUACAAUGAGUAUUUCUUCCCAAUCUUAUUGAUCUUGGAUAUUUGAAUUGUAUUUAAUAUUCAAAUACAGUAAAGUCCCAAAUUUUGCCAUAGAAAUGUCCGUCCCGUUAAUUUCAUCCGUCCUCGAUAAUUAUUAAUACUUGUAUCCGUCUUGGAUCGGAACAGAUCCCACGAU